Molecule: messenger RNA, 3900 nt
Organism: Branchiostoma floridae (Florida lancelet)
Lineage: Eukaryota; Metazoa; Chordata; Leptocardii; Amphioxiformes; Branchiostomatidae
Exons: 7
Coding region: 1-3900 (1299 amino acids)
Molecular function (GO): protein binding; [protein-PII] uridylyltransferase activity
Source: RefSeq, a predicted model, not a curated record
AUGGCUGCCGAUCAGCUGUCCCAAACAAGUAACGGGACAAAACCGGGACUUUCACACCCUGAAGACUUCUCUACAUCUGAAUUUGAAGAACAUCUGAAGACAGGGACUCAGCAGCUAGAAAUUGGUAACCUUUACCAGGCAGAGAAGAGUUUCGCUGCUGCUCUCAGACUGGCCACGGGGGAGAGUACAGACAGGGAGAUUGUCUGUCUACUGAAACUGGGAGAGGUGUACAAAAAGCAGGGAGAGCUGUCGCAUCCAAAAGACCAUAAUGCUCUUAUAAAGGCAUCCGCUCUUCUAAAUGCCGCCCUCACCAGAAUUGACGAUGUUUCGGACCACCAUGCAACCAAGCAUGAUCCAGACAUACCAUCAUCAUUUCAAAAUGAUAGAAAUGAGAAUAGUAGUGCAAGAGUGCCCCCUGGUGUACGAGAUAUGGAACUGCAGCUGCAAGGUGCAUCCCCUGACAUAGUCCAAGUACAGGAUAGCAAAGAUCAUGUUAAAGCGUUGCUGCAGGAGAUAGAAAUCCUUUUUGUGACCGACGUAACAGGUGUAGAAAUUUCUAGUGAAGCCUUUCAGUUGGAUAACGUAGAAGAACACAAGAAGAAACUUUUGCAAAUAAGAUCUGAAUGUGAAACAAAACUCAACACCAUUGCAAAGAAAUCCCAUAACUUUGCAAGCGACCAAAGUGACGAGGAAAGAAAGCAACAAGAACUCGCCCAAGGAACUGCAGUGAGAGACCUUUACCGCAAGAUAGCAGAGGACAUGAAAACGUAUGUGAGAGACCUCCUGAAGGAGUGUGUGAGUGUUGUCGGGGCCCCUCCCGGCGAUGUGAGGUACGCCGUGGUAGGGCUGGGGUCGCUGGCGAGAGAGGAGAUGACGCCGUACUCGGACCUGGAGUUCGCCAUCUUGGUACAGGAAGGGAGCAAUACUGAUGAUGUCAGGAGGUACCUCACAGUGCUGACACGGUAUCUGCACCUUAAGGUUCUAAACUUGGGUGAAACCAUUCUACCGGCUGUGGGGGUGAAAUCCUUAAACGACUUCACAAGUCCCAACCCUCUGGAUGACUGGUACCAUGACAGCCUGACUCCGCGAGGGUUUGCGUUUGACGGAGCCAUGCCAUGGGCGAGCAAAACUCCCCUGGGUAGGGAACAAGGAGUGACCGAUGACCAGUUGAAGGACCUGAUCCUGACGCCAUCAGAGAUGGCAGCCUUACAGACCGACCCCCGGGCCCUGGACUGGUCCCACCUGAGGGAGGUGCUCACCUGUGUCACCUUGAUCCAUGGCGACCCUUCACUCGUGGAAGACUACGAAACCCUCCUCCAUGACAUACUGUUUCAACAGGCUGACCAGUCUGGGACCACGUUAGGCAUGCGUAGGGCAACCACAAACCUGCCGGCAUCUCUCCAAGAGUUCAAGACCGACUUAAGCGGCAUGCUGUCUGCAGGGAAGCUGUUCCAAGUCAAGAAAGAGAUCUACCGAAUGCCAAGCAUUCUUCUCAGCUCUCUUGGGCUUUUCUUCGGAAUAAAGGAGAAGUCUUCUUGGGAAAUUGUCCAGGCUUUGAGAAGAAAAGGAGUGAUAAACGCAGAGGCUGAGCAUAACCUGAAGAUGGCUGUAAGUAUUGCAACACAGCUGCGCUUGCAAACAUACCUGUCAAAUAAGGGCCAAAAAGACAACAUCUCCACACUAUCCAAGGCAUCAUGGGAGACAUCAGAUGGACAGAAAAGUGACAAAAACAAAGCAAAACCUGCACCAGACAUCUUUGGUAUGGAAUCUCCCGCUAUUCUCUUCCGCUUUUUCCAAACAGUGUUGCCUCUGGAAGAAUGCAUGGAGAGAUUGUUCUCAAGAACGUCUAUUGAAGAGAUGAGUUCCACAUUGGAGGUUACACCAAAUACACUGAUUCAAAAGGCCUUAAAAAGAGAAGAUUUUUACGACAGUACAUUCAAGAAUCGAGCUCUAGUGCACAUGCGCCUUCUCCAGUACCAAGACGCCAAGGCUUGCUUGGAAAAGCACAUCGCUGAAAGUAAUGAAGACGAUGCAAGGCUUUCAAGGAUUCUUAUUGGUCAGGUGCUGUACCACCUUGGAGACUACACAGGUGCAGUCACGUGUUUUCAAAAUCUCGCAGAUCAGAAGAUAUGCUCAAGAAAAGACAGGAUCUCCAUUACAAACUUUCUCGGACAAGCACACCAUCAGAAUGGUCACCUUCAGGAAGCCUCAAGAUGCUUUGAAGACGUCUUGGAGGAACUGAGAAAACAAGAAGACCCAGAAUCAGAUUUAUCCCAAACUGUGGUACUAAACAACCUUGCUUGUGCUUUACGGAGCUCAGGAAAGUAUGCAGAAGCCAUUUCUCGUUUUGAAGAAGCUUUGUCCCUUGAUGGAGGGGGUAAGAAACAGAGACAGGGGAAUCCAAGGGUUGCUGUGGUCCUCAACAACAUGGGAGAUGCUUACCAGACUGAAGGCCUGUACACUAAAGCAGUACAGUGCUACACCGAAGCACUUACGAUUGAACAGAACAUCUACGGUGACAGCAGAGCACAUCCGUUCAUAGCCGCAACGUUGCACAACCUUGGCUCUGCAUACAGGGACAUUGGCAACAUCUCUGCUGCAACGUCGGCUUUUUGGAGCUCCUUGCAGAUCAAAGAAAUUGUUUUUGGUAAGGGAGCGAUGCAUCCGGAAAUAGCAACCACCUUGGAUGGUCUAGCAGCUAUGAAACGUAACCUAGGUGAUUUUGCUCACGCACAACAGCUCAACACACAAGCACUCCUCAUCAGAAGAACUGUUUAUGGAGAGGACACUGACAACCUGGAUAUUGCAGAGUCGUUAACUAACAUGGGGAAAAACUGUCUCAACAGGCCAGAAGAAUUCCAGCAAGGCCUGUCAUUGUUCAAGGAAGCUUAUGAAAUGCAGAAGAGAAUAUUCAGGAAUACAUCCCACCCGUGUAUUGCCAAGUCCCUGCACAACAUAGCAUCUGCUUUGCACAAGCUUGAACGAUUUGAAAUAGCUAAAACAAAGUACCAAGAAGCUUUGGAAAUGUUUCGAGAGAUCAGCCCAUCCAGUGAUAAGAGUCUCGACAUUGCAGCAGCCUUGGGAGGUAUAGGAAGCUGCCUUUGCCGUCUUGGGGACAAUUCUCAAGGCCGUGUGCAUCUCGAAGAAGCAAUAUCAAUGUUCAAGUCCAUCUCAGGGUUCUUAAAUCAUGACAUCAUCAAGCUAUACAGAAACCUGGCAAAAGUGAUGAUGGAGGGAGGGGAUGUAAGGGAGGCGACAGCUCUGUUGAUGGAAGCGUUAGAUGCGGUGAGGAAUAAACGUUACCAUGGAGAUGAGAAUGUAGCGAUUGGAAAGGACGAAGAGGCAAAGUCUGUGCAAAAAUCAGAGGAAGAUGGGCUGGCAUUGUUAUCACAGUCCCACACUGCAGGGGGUAAGGAUGCAACAAAUGGAAAGGACGAAGAGGCAAAGUCUGUCCAAAAAUCUGAGAAUAAAGAAGCGUUGGCCUUGUCACAGUCCUAUACAGCAGAGGAGGCAACUAUAUUGGGAGAGCUGGGAGUAACCUGUGUCCUUUCAGGGGACGAUCGAGCCAUGUCGUUUCUGCAAGAGUCUCUCACAGCAGCGAGGCAAGUUCACGGUCACAACCACCACUCCGUCGCUACCGCACUGGGCAACCUGGGUGCAGCAACACUCCAGGAAGGAAACAUCACAAAGGCAAUAGAGCACUUCACAGAGUCUCUACAGAUACUGGAGGGGCUGUAUGGGAAGGAUGGCACACAUACUAGUUUGGAAGAAGUGCUAACCAAUUUGGGGUAUGCGUAUGAAGCAAAGGAAGACUUGAGGACUGCUUUGGCCUACUUUGAUAGAGUGAUAGACAUUCAAAAGAGGAAAGGUGUUUUGGAUGAACCUAGCAGUAAAACAUGA